Molecule: messenger RNA, 2892 nt
Organism: Hypoxylon fragiforme
Lineage: Eukaryota; Fungi; Ascomycota; Sordariomycetes; Xylariales; Hypoxylaceae
Exons: 5
Coding region: 1-2892 (963 amino acids)
Source: RefSeq, a predicted model, not a curated record
AUGUCGUCCAACGCCAUCGUCGAAAAAUCUUCCACGACAUGGCAGGAUACGGUGCAGACGUUCGUCAUGGACCUAGACCCGGCAUCGCGCGCCGCAUUCAAAGCGCCCGCGACCCCCAACGACUGCAUUGACGUGCUCUUGGCGACGCAGCGCCGCAGGACUAGGCUAACCCGGAUUCUGUCCCUCAUGAACCCGGCCAUUGCUCCGCUCAAACGGUUCGAGAGCGCCAUCGAUGUUAUUGUCCAGGUCAACGCGGGUAUAGCUUCCCCAAUAUGGGGUCCGCUUAGAAUUGUCGUGACGCUCUCCGCAGAUCAUUUCCGUACCUUGGAGAGCAUCGCCAUGAUCAUCCAUAAAAUCAUCAGCUCAUUGCAAAGGUUCACCAAGUACGAAGAGCUGUUCCAGAAGAACCAGCUGGUGCAAGACGCCAUAGGAGCGCUGUACUGCGAUUACCUGGACUUUUGUGUGCGCAUCACUAGGUUUUACUCGACGUCGUCACUCCGCUCCUUCUUCUCGUCCUUUGACAAGGAUUUCCGCGACAUUUCGGAGAGCAUCCAGCUGCACAGCCAGAAUGUGGACUGGGCAGCCCAGACGGCACAUAUCGAGGAAAUUCAUCGAGAAGUGGGAGAAGCUAAGGCACAAAGACGAGCACACGAGAGAGAAAACAUCCAACGAUGGCUAUCCCCCGCGACCGUGGGCGACGACCUCCAGAAACACCUGAGUGACUACUUAUUUCGGUCAUGUGACGGGCUUUUAACCUCGCCCGAGUUCCAGUCCUUCGUCUCGCCCGGCGAUCUCAAGGCACCGCAGAUCCUCUCUUUGCAAGGGUUGCCGGGAAGUGGGAAGACGACGGCAGCGGGCUUCAUCAUAAACCACCUCAUGACUAAGGGAUUCGAAGUGCUAUGCUUCUUUUUCAAGGCGAACGACGUGGAGAAGCGGUCACUGCUGCACUGUCUUCGGUCUAUUCUGUCCCACUUACUCCGGCUAGAAGAGCAUCUCUACGAGUUGGUGGAACCGGUGUACCGAGACAGCGGCCGCGCGGUGGCCGACUCGCUAGUCGAGGUGCAGCGGGCUCUGUCCGCGGCCCUGAAACACUCCAAAGCGAACCCGUUGUUCAUAGUGCUAGAUGCACUGGACGAGUCGUCGAAUAGUAGGGAGAUCACGCAAUGGGUUACUGCGCAAGUUAGCAGCAACGUGCCCCCGUGUCUUCGAAUCCUCGUCACCUCUCGUCCUUCGCUGUCAUUUUCGCGAUCUUCCAACCUGCGUUUGGCCUCCCUUAACAUGGGGAGCUGCGAGACGGACAGUCUUAAGGAGUACAUACAUUCCCGCGUGCAGGAAAACCCAAUCAUCCGCGACACCGAAGUCGGGAACCAGAUCGCGGCCUGCGUCGCAUCGGCCGCGAGCGGGCUUUGGCUGUACGCCAAGCUCAUGAUGGACGAUAUCGACAAGCUUCCCUCCGUCGGACAGAUUCAAAAACAGCUGAACGUGUUGCCCCGGGGUUUUACGGAGCUAUACACGCAAAUAAUCCGCACGGCAGAAGCGACCCUCAGUCCCGUUGAACUAAAACUCGCUCAGCAACUCCAUCUGUGGAUCGAUACGGCGGACUACCUCCCGAAAUUCUUGGUCCUAACGGAUGACAGGCUGAGCCAUAGGAUGCUGGAGCUGAUAUUCCAGUAUGCGAACGACGGCGAAGCCGUGCACGACCUCGCCUCGCAAGCGAGCCGGGUAUCGGGGCCCCUCGUCUCGGUGCUUAACCCCGACCUCGACGCGCAGAACACCACCCCCACCCCCACCCCCACCACAACUGAGCCAUGGACCUUCGAACUCGACUUCAUCCACCAGACCGCAGCGCAGUACCUAAGCGAAAGCAGCUCUUUGCCCGUCUCCCAGCUCCCCGCCACCCUGCGCCCACGGCGUCUGCGCCACCUGCACCGCGCCGCCGUCGCCAUCUGGUACUUCACCUCGAGUCCCGAGUCCGCAGCGCUGCUCCUGGACCUCCAACAGCAGCAGCAGCAGCAGCAACAACACCAGCGCGACGGCCACUGCUCCCCGCCCUCGCUCAUCUGCUACUUCGAGAUGGCGUACGGCCUCUGGACCGCGCUGCAGCUCGACUCGCCCCCCUCCCCGCAAGACGCGCGGGAGGCCGGGGCGCUGCUGCGCAAGCUGACGGACUUCAUCUCCGGCCCGGCGUGUCUGCGCUGGGUCGAGUGCGCCAUCAUCAUAAACUACCAGGGGAAGUUCCCGCACCUGCUGUGGAAUGCGGUCAACGCGUGGAAGAUUGCGGCCGGGUGUCUUGAGGACAACGAGCGCCAAAAGCAGCAGCAGCAGCAGCAGCAGCAGCACCACUACGAUGACUUCCAUCAUCAGCAGCAGGACCAUGAGCAGCGGGAGCACCACCAGGAACAGAAAGAGUUCCAAGCAUACACGGACUUCUCCGCCGCGCGCGUCCGCUUCUGCCGGAACUACGGGUUCGUGCUCGCGGCCACGGGCGUCGGCGCGAGCUCCGCGCCCCGCGAGAUGCUGGAGUCGGCGCAGGAGGGGGGCGCGUUUGUCAGGGAUCCGCUGGCGGUGACGAUUCUGCAGCUGGGGAGGCGGUGGCGGAGGUUGGCGUUUCCGGGAUCGGCGAGUGGGGUUGGGGAAGACAUGCAACUCAUCAACAUCCUCCUCCUCGCCUCUGCAGCCGUAGGCAGCGUGAUCCCCCUCUCGGCUCGGGACGCGCGAAUGAUCUUCAACCCUCCCACUCCCAUGCCCACGCCCACGCCCACGCCAGUACUAAACGACAGACGAAGCACCGCGGCGACGACGACCGCUGAGCAGGCGCUGAAUAAGCUCGAGAACUGGGCGCGUGUACAGGAGGAUAGACGGAAGGCGUGGGAGGAGAAGAAGAAGAACUAA